Formica exsecta is the source of this 1845-nucleotide messenger RNA. RefSeq names its product peptidyl-prolyl cis-trans isomerase D (gene Cyp40). The transcript is spliced from 7 exons. Bases 39 to 1271 code for a protein of 410 amino acids. Gene Ontology annotation, cellular component: intracellular membrane-bounded organelle. Gene Ontology annotation, biological process: protein peptidyl-prolyl isomerization. The record is from RefSeq and is a predicted model, not a curated record. NCBI's taxonomy places the organism in Eukaryota, Metazoa, Arthropoda, Insecta, Hymenoptera, Formicidae. Gene Ontology annotation, molecular function: protein binding; peptidyl-prolyl cis-trans isomerase activity.
GUGCACGUGAUGUAAAAUAUAGAUUUUCAGUACUGGCAAUGAACAUCGGAACGCAGCUUUAUUAUCUCAAUCGCAAUAUAUACCGAAAUUUUCAAAACGAACAAAACGAUUUUUAUACCGAGGAAAACGUGAGACUGUUUUCCUCGAAAAGGAAUAUGAGCGAUCUUCUUAGCGAUAAGGAUAAUCCCGUGGUUUUUUUGGACGUUGCGAUAAACGAUGAGAAAGUGGGAAGAAUCAUCAUAGAACUGUUUAAAAAUGUAGUGCCGCAAACCGCGGAAAAUUUUCGUGCCUUGUGCACCGGCGAGAAAGGUGUUGGAACAAAGGCUAGGAGAUUACAUUACAAGGAAAGUAUUUUCCACAAAGUCAUUUCGCAGUUUAUGAUACAGGGUGGAGACAUUGUCAAUUUUGAUGGGACUAGUGGAGAAAGUAUUUACGGUUCUUAUUUCAAUGAUGAAAAUUUCACAUUGGAUCACAAGUCUGUUGGAUUACUUAGUAUGGUAAAUGAAGGCAAACCACAUACCAAUAGUUCCCAAUUUAUUAUUACUGUUCAACCUUGCACACAUUUGGAUGACACUCACGUAGUGUUUGGAAAAAUUAUAAAAGGCAUGGGUGCAGUGUUAGAAAUCAGUAAAGUGCACACUGAAAAGGACAUUCCAGUUGAUAGAAUAAAUAUAGUUGAUUGUGGAGAACUGAAAAAAGAUGAGGAUUGGGGAUUGGAAGAAAAUGAUGGAUCAGAGGAUGUUUAUACCCCAUGGCCAGAAGAUUGGGAUUAUUCUUUACAUAUUGAGAAGCUCAGUCACAAAAGCAUGGAAAAAGUCAUAAAAAGAAUAAAGGAUUCCGGUAAUCUUUAUUUUUCCAAAAAGAACUUUGUAGAUGCUGGUAGAAAAUAUAAAAAAGCAUUACGGUAUUAUCUUUGGAUGUGCCAGCAGAAAGACAUGCCAGAUACAAUUUAUGUCUCAUUGGUAGAGCUUAAAUCAAUUUUAUUGCUUAAUUUAGCUGCUGUACAUCUAAAGCAGAAAAAAUAUCGUGAAGUUAUAGAUCUCUGUAACGAGGUUUUGGAAACAGACAAUACUAAUGGUAAAGCUUUAUUUAGAAGAGGGCAAGCUUACGCUGGCUUGAAUGAAUAUAAAUUAGGAAUAGCAGAUUUAGAGAGAGCAUUUGAGAUGUACCCUAAUGAUAAGGAUAUUACACAAGAAAUAAAAAAAGUAAAAAAGAUGAAUAAAUCUUAUUUAGAAUUUGAAAAAACAACAUGUCAGAAAAUGUUUCAUUGAGUACAUUUUACAUUCAUAAAGGUUUUAAUAAAAAUUUUUAUAUUUUUAUUUUUUAGAUAAAAGAAUGCAUCACUCCUCAUAUAGAUUAAGGAAUUGAAUUAGGUAUUUAAAAAUCAAUAAUUUUUAAUUGAUUAUUAUACAAUAAAAAUCAAUGUAUAGGAUUAAUAUACCGAUUUUUCAAUUAAUAUUUAAAUCAAUUAUAUAUUUGUGUAUAUAUAUCAUAGUACUCAUGAAAUGAAGAGAAUAUAAGGAUAUUAAUAAUUCUCUGUAUUUAUUACAUCUUUUUUGAUAAAUUUUUAUUAAAAACGUAAAUAUAUCUAUGAUAUAUUUACUAAGAAAAUACUUGGGUAAUAUUUGGGUAAGAAAAUACUCUAGGAUUAUUGAAUAUUCUCAGAGACAAUAAUAUUUGCAUAACAUAUUCUAAUCCUGUGUAUAUUUCUUAAAACAAUGUUAAAUACAAAUAUAAAAUGCAAUUUAAAUAAUAUAAUUUAAAUAUAAUAAUAGGAAUGUAUUGCCUUAUGUAUAUAAAAUUUAUAAGUUGUCAGGGAAUGUGAGAAAUAAAUACAAUACUACA